Molecule: messenger RNA, 502 nt
Organism: Ixodes scapularis (black-legged tick)
Lineage: Eukaryota; Metazoa; Arthropoda; Arachnida; Ixodida; Ixodidae
Product: V-type proton ATPase subunit e 1
Exons: 3
Coding region: 229-468 (79 amino acids)
Biological process (GO): proton transmembrane transport
Cellular component (GO): plasma membrane proton-transporting V-type ATPase complex; proton-transporting V-type ATPase, V0 domain
Molecular function (GO): proton-transporting ATPase activity, rotational mechanism
Source: RefSeq, a predicted model, not a curated record
ACGAGCGACAGGGCUAGGGGGCGGUUCUCUUUCCUAGUCGACGAGUGCCCGCGGUGCUCGCCUACGCGGCACGUAUCGUAGUAGUGGCGUUACAAAGCUCACUCGAGCGAUUUCGUGUGCGAAGUGAGAUAAGCGAGUUGUCGUAGCGCGAUAAUGGAGCCUUCGAUCAUGUGCUCGGAGCCGUAGCAGUCAAUCUCUGCGUCGGCUUGAGGUCUGUUACGCAUCGCCAUGGGGCCGACUGCAGUGCCCGUGAUCGUGAACACCUUGGUUUGGUUUGUCGCCGGAGCCAUCUUGCCGUGGUUCGUGCCCAAAGGAGAGAACCGAGGGAUUGUUCAAACCAUGAUGGUGCUGACAUCGGUGUGCUGCUACGUCUUUUGGCUGGGACCAUACAUGAUGCAGUAUCAUCCAAUCAUCGGACCCCAGUUGGACCCAACAGCGGUGCAUGUGAUGAACGAGGAGUGGAAGUGAACUCCCUAUUAAACCUCGCUCUGCUCAUUUUAAA